GGCACGGAAGCUUAUGAUGUCAUGACGAUAUAUAAGCAGAACCUUGAAUCAAAUACAACCGUUACGUCACUUUUUAUUUUGGUCGAUUUUGUUUUCUAUAACCCAACUAAAUUGAGUAGCUACCUUUAUAAACAGACUUUCUUCAGGUUAGGUUACUUUUGACAUUGGCCGGGUUAUGGCGCGAACCGCGCGCAAGUAAAAUGCUAUUUGAUUGAAAAUAUUUCGUUAGUCAACAUUGAGACGCGGUGCGCGUUAGUAAAAGAAUUAAAUUGUGAAAACAAGUGAUAGUGUACAUACUAGUCUUAUAUUUAGAAGGAUUUAAUUAAUAAAAACCAAUAAUGGGCAAAGAAGAUAAGAAGGAAGACUCCGGCUUCGGGUUCAAGGACGCGGCGAAGGCGCAGGAGACGCUGCGCCUGCUGGAGCAGCACGAGCCCAACUACCGGCGGCUCACUGUGAGGGGGCUGCUGGGCAGGGCCAAGAGGGUUCUCUCCAUGACGAAAGCAGAAGAUAAAGUAAAGAACAUUAAGGAAGCGAUGGAAGUGUUCGAGAAGUGGCUGGCGGAGCUCGACGCCGGGAAGGAGAAGAGCCAGAAGAAACCAGCCAAGAAGCAGGAGAAGGAGAGCAGUGGGAGUGAGGACAGCUCCUCAUCAGACGUGACCAUGGAGGAUCCGAAGCCCAAGUCUCGGGAACCGGCCGCGCUGCCCUCCGACACAGUCCCGGGACUCGGCUUCAAGGACGCGGCGGCCGCGGAGGGCUCGCUCAGGGAGCUGCAGGGGAGGGACCCGGAGUACUCCAAGCUGGCCGUCAAGGGACUCAUCGGGAGGGCUAAGAGGGUGCUCACCUGCACUCGCGACGAGACCAAGCUGUCGAACAUCAAGUCUGCCAUCUCCAUAUUCGAGCAGUUCCUGGAUGAGUACGAGUCGCAACACCUGAGCAGGCAGAACAACCCCUACCUCAGCCUCGGCAUCGUCAGGACAGCUGAGAGACUGGCGGGAAAUGACGUCAGCGACCAGCAGAGAUCCUUCAUAGCCGCCUACGGUUCCGUCCGCGGGGAGUACAAACGUCUGCGGACGGUCCCGGAGAAGGAGGGCGGCAAGACCUGGGACAUCGUCAGGAAUACUGCCUUGAAGGACAUCAAGGAAAAGUAUGCAAACGCAAAACUCUUCACUGAAAAAGACGCGCCAACAUCAGAGCACUUACAAAUGUUGCUGUGGGCGUACUCACCCGAGCCCGCACGAACCAAGAAAUACGUGCCGGAAACACACGACGACAGACAGAGACGGAGCGAUAGCGGCCACGACAACGACGAAAAGAGAGGGCACGACGAAAAAAGGGAACAUGAGAGUGAGAGAAAGAGACAGAGGGAGAGUAGUGAGGAGAAACCGCGGGAGGGAAAGAGACGACGCGAUAGUAGCAGCAGUGACGAGUCUCCCGCCAAGAAGAGCAAAGAAUGAUUGUUGCAUUUACUUAAAUAAAUAUGUUAUUUAA
Molecule: messenger RNA, 1488 nt
Organism: Trichoplusia ni (cabbage looper)
Lineage: Eukaryota; Metazoa; Arthropoda; Insecta; Lepidoptera; Noctuidae
Gene: Ude
Exons: 7
Coding region: 339-1454 (371 amino acids)
Source: RefSeq, a predicted model, not a curated record